Molecule: messenger RNA, 2433 nt
Organism: Cephus cinctus (wheat stem sawfly)
Lineage: Eukaryota; Metazoa; Arthropoda; Insecta; Hymenoptera; Cephidae
Product: recQ-mediated genome instability protein 1
Exons: 8
Coding region: 145-2193 (682 amino acids)
Biological process (GO): resolution of meiotic recombination intermediates; double-strand break repair via homologous recombination
Cellular component (GO): nuclear body; RecQ family helicase-topoisomerase III complex
Molecular function (GO): nucleotide binding
Source: RefSeq, a predicted model, not a curated record
GAUUGGCUGUCAGAUUAAAAAGUUCAGUACAGCUGUUUUGUGUUCUUGUUCAGUUUUGGCGGGUAUAUUUUGUGCAAAUUUUCGGAAUUGUUAAUAACAAUAAUUACGUUUCUCUAAGAUCUGGUGAAGAAAUAGUUAUUUGUCAUGGGUGAAGCGGAUGAGUUGUUGAUUCGUAACGUAAAAUCAAUGCUAACUGCCAAAUAUUAUAAAAUGAAUGAUACAUUUUUGAGGGAUUGUAUAAAUUAUUUUAUUAGUGAACACGAUUCUCAAAAUAUUAAUGAAAUUCAAGAUUUUGUGAUCGCACAAUGGCAACUGAAUGAUUUGAGAGAAAUAAAUACUGAAAAUGGAAUUUUUCCAUCGAAUCUUGUUCGCCAAGAGAUUACAACAUUAACAGGAACAUAUAACGUGCAGAUGGACAAAAUGUAUGAUAUAUCAGUUUCUAAAUUAAAACAAAUACAUGAGAUACGGAAUGUCUCAAAUUUUAAUCUCGAAGUCACCGAAGCACAGAAUAAUGAAUCACGUGACUGGAAUCCAAAACCAAAGAGAAUGUAUCAAUUCUUCCUUACUGAUGGUAUUCAGGAUGUUAUUGCUAUUGAAUAUAAACCAUUGCGUCAGUUUAAGGAUGUCUUAUUACCUGGUAUUAAGUUAAUGAUAAUCGGACCAGUUGUCUGUAGAAAGGGUGUAAUACUGCUGGAAGAAAAAAAUAUCAAGGAGAUCGGUGGUGAAAUAGAAAAUUUAUUAAUACCAAAUGCAUUAGAGAACGUCCUAGCUAGAUCCCUGAAUUUACCAGAAAAUCCUAACCCGUAUAAAGAAAAUGAAACACCACCUGAUAAUUUAGAAAGUGCUUUCGAAGAUGAAUUCAACGUUGACGACAUAAUAAAUAUUGAGAAUGAAAAUACAGUGAAUAAUUAUUCUGCUUCAACAACUAAUGCUCAUACUGACACAAGUACUAGUAAUGAAUUCAAUGAUCAAAACAAAGACAAAAAUAAUUGCCAAGUUACUCUAUUAACGAACAAAAAUACAUAUAGAAAUAACUCUAAUGAUAAACCCCAGAUGCAGAAUACAAAAAUACAGAAUGCUGAUGAAUUUCCUGAUGAUUUGGAUGAAUACUUUGAACUAGCUGAUAAUUUUGAUAUUGAUGUCACUGAGUCUGAUAUGUUACGCAAUACUGGUGAAAAAAGUGCAAUCGAACCGCGUCCAAGUACGUCAACAAAAGCAGUAGAUUUGUUGAUAACGAGUGAUGAAACUAAAUCAAUGAAGGUAGAAGACAACAAAUAUCUUGUCGAUGACAUCAUACAGUUUUCUGAUGAUGACUUUGAAUUGUGUGAUAAUGUAGAGAUAAAACAAAUAAAUGAUAUCGAACGUAAAAUCGAAAACAAGAAAGAACCAAGUAUAGGUGUAGAGUUUUUUGAUGAUGACUUUGAAUGGUGUGAUAAUGUAGUGAUGCAACAAAUAAAUGAUAUCGAACGUGAAAUCGAAAACAAGGAAGAAACAGGUAUUCUUAAAAAACAGAACACAGGAAUACAAGAAACAAGUACGAAUGUUUCUGAAUUAUCACAGCUGAGUCUCAAUAAUACAAAAACAGAUUCAGCAUCAUCAAAGCCUACAACAAGUUCUGGUUCUUCGAAUCCAAUUAUAUCUACAGUGACCAAAAACAAGAGACCAGCGUCGAUGGUGUCCCCAACUAUGGCAAGUCCGCCAAAAGUCAAAUGUGUCCAAGAAACACCCAAAUUGAGUAAAAUCGAUAAGAAGAUAACCAAUUUUACUGUAAAACUCAAACUGGAUUCAGAGGAAGCCCCGAAAACUCACAUUUCCAUCGGUGACGUCUUAAUGUUACCAGUUUCUGAUUGUUCAGUACGACAUAUUAUUAAAGCAAAAGUCGCGAGUUUUGAUACGCUUGGAAAAAAAAAUAAUUGCUGGCAUUUAGAAGCAACGUUAACUGAUGGGUCUAAAAAUAUAGACAUAACGUUUGCAUCUGAGGUUUUGGAACGCAUAAUUGGCUUUGGCGUGGAUAAAUUUUCAGAAAUGAAAAAGAAGGGUAAAGCCGAUCCUAACAUAAAGGCUGAACUUAGACAGGCAUUGCGAAAAGCAGAAAUGUUUGUAAAGCAACUAGACUCUUUAAUGGAAUUAGAAUGGUCAAAGGAUAAAAAGCCAACUGUUAUCAAAAUAAUGAGUAAUUCUAUUGACGAGUGAGAAAUGAAAAAUGAAUCGGCCAAGAUCCAAUUAUUGCAGUUAAUCUUGCCAACGAGUGAGAUAAUUUUCAUAAACUUAAAUAUCUGUGUAAAUAUGUCGUCAUGUAAAUAUGAAUAUCCACCAUCUAAGAAGUCAGUACUAUAUAUAAACAAUUAUUUAAUUACACGAUAUGCCAUGAAAAUUAUUUUUUAAGAAUAACUUUUAAGACAAAUAUGUACAAUUUUUUAAAUUUAUAUCGUA